Benincasa hispida (wax gourd) is the source of this 1236-nucleotide messenger RNA. RefSeq lists its product as uncharacterized. Lineage: Eukaryota; Viridiplantae; Streptophyta; Magnoliopsida; Cucurbitales; Cucurbitaceae. The record is from RefSeq and is a predicted model, not a curated record.
AUGACGUUGCGGAAUGGAAGAGCCCUUGCAGAAAGAAAGAUGAAUCCAAGAAACAAUAGUCCUUCGAAAGAACGCAUUACAUGUUCCACGGAUCAGGAAGAGAGAAUGCCAGAAAAUACAAGCCAUUCGGAAACCAGCACGUCUAACGUGGGAACGCAAGAGGUGCCUCUGAACGCACCAUUCCCCAGGCGUCUGAUGAAGAAGAAUGAUGAACAUCAGUUCAAGUGCUUUCUCGAGCUCCUAAAGCAGCUCCACAUCAACAUUCCACUCAUAGAAGCUUUGGAGCAGAUGCCAACAUACGUGAAGUUUUUUAAAGACAUUUUGACGAAAAAGAGAAAAGUCAGCGAGAAAGAAGUAAUAGCACUAACGCAGGAAUGCAACACGUUAGUAAGCAACAAGCUACCACAGAAGCAGAAGGACCCAGGGAGCUUCAUAAUUCCUUGUUCAAUUGGAGGAUUAGAUGUGGGUCAUGCGUUGUGCGACCUAGGAGCGAGAAUCAAUCUCAUGCCCCUUUCAGUUUUUAAGAAAUUGAGGAUUGGCGAGGCACAACCUACUUCUGUCACCCUUCAACUCGCUGAUAGGACAAUUAAGUACUCGGAAGGGAAGAUUGAAGAUGUUUUGGUGAAGGUUGACAAUCUCAUAUUCCCAACAGACUUCAUUAUUCUUGAUUAUCAAGUAGAUAGGGAGGUUCCAAUCAUCCUUGGACGCCCUUUCUUGGCUACUGGGAAAGUUCUGAUUGACGUGCAUAAAGGUGAGCUAACCAUGUGCGUGGAUAAUGAAGAGGUAAAAUUUAAUGUGCUCAAUGCAUUAAAGUUCCCAGACAGUGAUGAUUGUCAGCUAAACAAUAUUGAAUUGACUGAAGAAGAGACUCGAGUAUGUGAAGUUCUCGCAUUGGAAGGAACCCUGAAGGAAUCUGAGCCGCCAAGUCUGAGUGAGCGACAGACAAAACCAAUGUGUCCUUCACUCGAACAACCACCUGAACUCGAAUUAAAACAGUUACCUGGACAUUUGAAAUACGCUUUUCUUGGAAAUACAUUGCCUGUUAUCAUUUCCGCUAAUCUCACAAAGCCUAAUGAAGAUUCACUCUUGCAGAUGUUGAAGAAACAUAAACAUGCAAUACGGUGGACACUUGUAGAUAUUCGUGGAAUAAGUCCAUCUUAUUGUAUGCAAAAAAUUAGGCUGAGGAAGGGAAGACGAGGUCAAUCGAGCCUCAAAGAAGGCUUGUCCCCAUUAUGA